Hypomesus transpacificus is the source of this 2517-nucleotide messenger RNA. It is a transcript of the gene clpb, whose product is annotated as caseinolytic mitochondrial matrix peptidase chaperone subunit B. The coding region runs from base 1 to 1599 and encodes 532 amino acids. Lineage: Eukaryota; Metazoa; Chordata; Actinopteri; Osmeriformes; Osmeridae. Gene Ontology annotation, cellular component: mitochondrion; cytoplasm. The transcript has 16 exons. The record is from RefSeq and is a predicted model, not a curated record. Gene Ontology annotation, biological process: cellular response to heat. Gene Ontology annotation, molecular function: ATP binding; ATP hydrolysis activity.
AUGAAACCGACCAGCACAGCUGACCCUGCACGGAGCCAAAGCUUCCUCAAGACACCGGACGCUAAUCGGAAUCCUAUCGUCUCCACCUCUCGAAUCUCCAGAAAGGGCAUUUUGAGUGAGGAGACGAAAGCCCCCAUCCCUUCUGCCUCAAAAAAGACUCUGAUUCCAAAGGUGACGCCCCUCCUGGAGGCAGCAAGGACCAAUAACACUCUGGAUGUGUCCAGGCUAUUGUCCGAGGGGGUGGAGCCUAACCACCGCCACCGUCUGGGAUGGACGCCCCUCAUGGUGGCUACCAUGAACCGGCAGCACAGGUCAGUGUGUGAGCGCAUCACUGCCCUGGCUCCUACCCCUUGUGUCUCUCCCGGUGCAGGUGCCAACCCCCUCCAGACCAACGCUCUGGGACACACCCCCCCCGGGCCUACGCCAAGGAGGGCGAGCUGCACACCCCUGCUGCAGGAGUGGGAGGAGAAGUUCCAGGAGGCUCAGGCACGCAGGGAGGCAGAGGAGAGGAGGCGUUUCCCUCUGGAGAAGAGGCUGAAGGAGCACAUCAUCGGGCAGGAAGGAGCCAUCAACACUGUGGCCUCAGCCAUCAGGAGGAAGGAGAAUGGCUGGUACGAUGAAGAGCACCCCCUCGUCUUCCUCUUCCUCGGCUCGUCUGGGAUAGGAAAGACAGAGUUGGCCAAGCAGGUGGCUCGCUACAUGCAUAAGGACAUCAAGAAGGGCUUUAUCCGGAUGGACAUGUCAGAGUUCCAGGAGAAGCACGAGGUGGCUAAGUUCAUCGGCUCCCCCCCAGGGUAUGUGGGCCACGAGGAGGGAGGUCAGCUGACCAAGCAGUUGAAGGCGUUCCCCAACGCCGUGGUGUUGUUUGACGAGGUGGACAAGGCCCACCCUGACGUCUUGACCAUCAUGCUGCAGCUGUUCGACGAGGGUCGUCUGACGGACGGGAAGGGGAAGACGAUCGAGUGCAAGGACGCCAUCUUCAUCAUGACCUCCAACGUGGCCAGCGACGACAUCGCCCAGCAUGCUUUGCAGCUACGCCAAGAGGCCAAGGAGCUCAGCCGCAGGAAACUUGCCGACAACCUCGACGAGGUGCAGAAGGGGGAUGAUGUCACCAUCUCACGGCAGUUUAAGGACACUGUGAUUCGCCCCAUCCUGAAGGCUCAUUUCCGGAGGGACGAGUUUCUGGGACGGAUCAACGAGAUUGUUUACUUCCUGCCGUUCUGUCACUCAGAGCUUCUGCAGCUGGUGAGCGGAGAGCUCACCUUCUGGGCCAAGAAGGCCAAACAGAGGCAUGACAUCACUCUUCUGUGGGACCGCCCCGUUCUCGACCUGUUGGCGGGGGGGUAUAACCUGCACUACGGAGCACGCUCUAUCAAACACGAGGUUGAGCGACGCGUGGUCAACCAAUUGGCUGCUGCCUACGAGCAGGAGCUCCUCCCCAAAGGGUGCACCCUGCGACUGACUGUCCAAUCCCAGGCCAGGGCUGGAGAAGAGGGGCCGGAUGAACGGAGCGUGCCCAGUCUGCGCCUGGAGGUAGUGGGAGAGGACAGCUCUGCCAGAACUCUGGACAUCCGUCCACCUCUUAGCCCAGACCACUAACCCACUCACUCAUUUAAACACACACACACACGUGGCACUCACACUCUCAUAAACAUGUCUCAUCCACCAGCUGGCGUGAACACACAAGCACCACUGCCAUUCUGUCAUAUCACAUCCAUCAGGUAGGACCGGCAAUCCUGGUUCUGUUGGGAGAUAUCGAAUAAAACCGCCUCAGUACCAACACGUCAUUGCCUUUUUCCAUGUUUCUUUCUCCAUGUCUGUUCCUUUACAAACACACACUGUUUCUCUACAAACACACACAUACACACACACAUACACACACACACGCACACAAAACCAGGCAUACCAGUGAGGACCUUGCUUCAUGCUACAAGCCAUAUCCUCGUUUGUUAGCAUCGGUGGCUAACAGGAAGGCUCAGGGGACAGCAUAAGGAAACUGCAAUAGGCUGCUGCUAAAUACUUUAAAUGGGGUACAUCGAUAACAGUCAUAUGUGCUAUAGUUAGAGCUAUAUCAUAGUAUUUUUUCAUUGCUUGGAAAUAGGAAUAGCCAAAGUUAGAAAAGUUGUCCCAUAAUUGCACAGACGGUAUGUCUUGUGAAGAAGUAGUAGAGUUAUAUUUAAUCAUAUCUACAAUCGAUCAUUUAAGUGUGUUCUUGGAAAGAACACUGAGACAAAAGUGUAUGGAUAUGAAUAUCACUGCCUUGAGAAAGGGUUCCUUUUAUUGGAUGUUAAAUGUUUAAGUACUGCCUUAGUCAUGAAGACAUACAGUACCGUAGUGUUGUGUGUUUUGCGGGCAAACCUAUGUGACACUGAGAUUGUGGGGACAUCAAAGUUAUUUAUACACUGGUGCAGUGGUUUCACACAGGUGUAAAAUGUGUAGUGCAUGCUGGCGAGGCACGUCCUAAGGCAUCUGUCAUGUGUACCUCUGUGAUGUAAAUUAAAGUCCCUGUGAUCCACA